CAUUGGAAGCUGGGUGAUAUAGCUUUAGCUAGAAUUUGCAAGAAAGUUUACGCAAAAGUACGAGUGGUGAAUAGCGAAAAAGGGUUGUUUUACGGCGAUAAAGUUUUAGGAAUAGCUCCUGAUGAAGAUGGCAUAAAUAUCACGAAAGAGCUUUGCUAUUAUGUGGAAAUUAUUCGCUCAGGAUGUAAGAUGUGGUUACCAUACACAUGUAUGUUUCUAGCUGAGAGGUCUAGACCUUUCUAUGGAUCAUCCGUGAAAAAAUCCCCGCUAAAACAGGAAAAAGGUGAAAAACCUACUCCUAAAAAGAGAAAAAUUAAAGAAGAUUAUGUGUUACCCAUAAAUGUGAAGCCAUUGAAAUCAAAAGAAGCAGAUCUGAAUGUUUCAUUAGAAAUCCGCCACAUGCCAAAGAAACAAGGGAAGUAUGAGAAUGCUUUCAAUGAGUUCCUCAGACGAGGAAAAGAACAAUUAUUUGAUGAGUUCUAUUUUAACUUCUGUCGUAAUGUUGAUAUUAAUGAUGACUCCUUGUAUUAUUUGCGUAAUGUUGAUGCAAGUACGGAGGACAAAUUUUAUAUGGUCAUAGAGAAUAUAGUAUCUGAUAAGGAAAUCGACAACUUUCUGAGACAGUGUUGGAGGUACAAUUUUCUUUACAAGCAGCCAGAAAUUAAGGAUUCCUCUGAGAGCACUGUAAGUUUAAUUUGCAAAAAGCUCCCAAUAACCAUCCAUGCACCAUGGUGCCUUGUAUGUGGUGAUAAGGAGAAACUUUGGGAGUGUACCAACUGUCCUGCAUCUUUCCACAUUGCAUGUAGAAAAGAGUGGCUUGUCUCAAUCAUCCACCGAAAAAACCCUCCAAAAAAGAUAAAUAAGAAGACAACUUUAAUACAGAAAAUUCUCUCUAGUACUAGAACAAUCAAGACGGUGCAAAAAGAUAGUGACAAAGAAAAUUAUAAUUUGUGCCCAAGCUGCAUGUGGGGACCAAAAGUUGGGUACGACGAUAUAGUCUGGCACAAGCUUGGCUCGUGUCCGUGGUGGCCAGCCAGGAUCCUGACUCCGGGAGAGCUGCCGUCCUGCCUGCUGUCUCGCUCACACUCACCGCAUCAGUGGCCACUCAAAUACUAUGGCGCUCUCAACUACUCGUGGGGCGACACAAACCGCAUGUGUCUUUUUCUUCCCAAGCACUUGGGCGCUCUGCAGGCGAAGGAUGAGAUGUUGAGGCAGGCUGUUCUGGACGCCUGUGAUGACUACAUCGCCGUGUAUCUCACAUAAGGAAUUGCUAAUACCGCUAAUAUAACUAUAUUCGCCGUGAGAAUGCUGUGGA
Messenger RNA from Aricia agestis (brown argus), 1315 nucleotides. RefSeq lists its product as uncharacterized. The record is from RefSeq and is a predicted model, not a curated record. The transcript is spliced from 7 exons. Bases 190 to 1263 code for a protein of 357 amino acids. NCBI's taxonomy places the organism in Eukaryota, Metazoa, Arthropoda, Insecta, Lepidoptera, Lycaenidae.